AUACGUGUAUGUAAAUAUUGUGCAUAUUAGGAAUAGCCCUGCUUUACAGCAAUGCAAUCGAAAACUUAGAAAUAUGAUAGUUCCACCACUUACUCACAGAGGUCUUUAUGUGCACUUUUAUCGAUGACAUCGGUUCCUAGAAAACGCCACAACAAAUCUUAAAAUGAGCAAAGAAGACGCAGAAAAAAAGGAGCUACCAUUAAUUUUAAAUGGUACUUUCUUUUUACCGGACGGGAAGUGCAAACUGUGUUUGAACAAAACUAUCAAAUUUGAUGAAAAGUCAACCGGCAACUUGCAUAAACAUCUGAAGAGGGUUCACCCGAACAGUUAUUCUUCGUAUGAAGCUUUGAAAGCGAAAAAUUCAAAAAUAGAAGUGAAAAUUUCCGGUGAGGCAAAAGAUCGAAAAUCCUGCUUCAGUACUCUUAACUCAGUCCAGGUAAAUAAUGAAAUUUGUGACUACAUUGUAACGGAAAUGUUACCACUAUGUCACGUCGAACAAGCAAGCUUCAGAUCCCUUCUGUCAACAAUAUCAGGGCGAUCUAUUAAUAUACCGUGCCGGAAAACAAUCAAGACAAUUUUAGAGAAGCGCAGAGCCGAGUAUGAGCAAAAUUUGACGAAUAUUUUUAAAGAGGUGGCUUUUAUUUGUACGACAGCUGACAUCUGGAGCGCCAACAACAAAAGCUAUUUUGGUGUCACCGGACAUUAUAUUGAUUCUACAUUAGCUAGACGUUCACUUGUGCUCGCAUGUAAACGAGUUCGUUUUUCUCAUACCCAUGAACUAAUUGGAAAAACUUUGGCAGAUGUUCACUCUCAAUACGGCUUAAAAGAUUCUCAAAUAUCCGGCACUGUUACCGACAAUGCAUCAAACUUUUGUAAAGCAUUUAAAGUCUACAGCUUCGAUAAAUUUGCUGGGUCAAAUGCUAUAAAACCCGAAUUUUUAGAGGAGUCUGAAAUCGAUGCUGUAGAGAUUGACAUUUGUAAAGAUGAUGAAAUUAUUCUGCCAAAGCAGAUGCGCCUCUCACACGCUUAACUUAAUUGUCACAAAAGAUGCAGAAAAGGCAUUAGAGUCCAUCUCAUUCAAACGUUUGUAUCACUCGUCUCUUGCAAAAGCGAAGUCACUUUGGAAUAUUGUGAGCCGAUCAACAGUUGCAGCAGACGAAGUUGAAAGCAUUUGCCACCUUAAACUGAUAGCCCCUUGUGCGACCAGGUGGAACUCUUUUCAUGACAGCAUUAGCCGUAUUUUAGAAGUUAAGCAUCAUUUAAAAACUAUAUGUAUUACUUUAAAGAAGCCUUGUUUCAUGACAGCAUUAGCCGUAUUUUAGAAGUUAAGCAUCAUUUAAAAACUAUAUGUAUUACUUUAAAGAAGCCUUGUUUCACAGCCACAGAAAUAGAAUUUUUGCAGGAAAUGAA
Drosophila gunungcola (fruit fly) is the source of this 1410-nucleotide messenger RNA. RefSeq lists its product as uncharacterized. The transcript has 4 exons. Lineage: Eukaryota; Metazoa; Arthropoda; Insecta; Diptera; Drosophilidae. The coding region runs from base 164 to 1030 and encodes 288 amino acids. The record is from RefSeq and is a predicted model, not a curated record.